AUGGCGAGCCUCCUGUCCGCCGCGGUGUUAGUCACCGCCGUUCAGGCAUUGGCCUUUGAUGGAAAGCCCGCACAGCCAACAGAUGGCUUAAUACCGAAUCCUACCUUCUCGAUGCCCGAAAUCACCCUUGGACCGGAUAUUCACGAGCUGGCUAGGAGACAGACUGGACAGACGGUACUUGUGGCACCAGACAACACGUGCGGAUACGUCAACGGGCGAGUCGGCUCUGCGUAUACUUGUAACGGCUUGGACUACACAUGCGCCCUCGUCACCACAUCAACAGUUGGCGCCAUCGCUUGCUGCGACGGCAGCGACUGCGGUCUCCGAGUCACAUGUGUUGAUUAUAUAGAUUUCGUAUAUUCAAGCGCGUGUGACGAAGACUGUGUUUCAGAUACCUAUACAGCUAAAUGCACGCACGCCAGCGCGCCGUACUGCGGCACAGUGACCUUAUUCUCGGGCAUCUCAGACUUCUUCUGCGAUACAGAUAGCGCCUCGACGCCGCAGCAGCUGUACACUACCUACAGCGGCGAGACCGGACGGACAUUUACUCCGGUCGUCGUUACGCUAGACGACGACGACGACUCGAGCACGACACGCGCUUCUUCCGAAACUGAGGCCGCCGCGGGCUCAACCGGCACGAGCACCGCCUCGUCGGACAACGAUGACAGCUCGUCAUCAAACUCAUCGAAUUCGGGCAACUCUUCUUCUAAAUCCUCCAAAUCCACACCCGUUGGCGCCAUCGUCGGCGGCGUCGUCGGAGGUGUCGCAGGUCUCGCGCUAAUCGGACUCGGCAUAUUCUUCCUCAUCCGUCACCAAAGCCAAAAGAAGAAGGCCGCAGCAGCAGCAGCAGCCGCCGCAGCCACCACACCGCAAAUGCAGCAAGGACCCCCCGGAGCACCCGCCCAGCAACCGUACAACGCACACUACAGCCAGCAAUACCCGUCGCAGCCGGGCUCGCCGCCGGCGAGUUUCGGCCCGCAGACCGCGUACUACCCGGACCCGACCAAGCCGGGCGGCUUCGUCGCGGUGGCCGCCGAGGCGCCGGAUCGGAACAGCUCAACGAGCCCCGUGUCGCAGCUCGACAGCGUCAACCGGCCGGGAAGCAUGCAGCCGCCGCCCACGAGCCCGACGUCGACGAUCAACUCGAACUGGCAACACCAGCAGGGCCAGAACGGCGUUAAUAUGGCAGGAGGAUACCCGAUGCAACAACAACAGCAGCAGCAGCCUAAUGUGCCGCCUACCGUGCACGAGGCUGGUGGGAAUGUGGUCGGUGAGCGGGAUUAUAAUGCGAAUCAUCAUGGUCAGUUCCAUGAGUUGGGUUGA
Molecule: messenger RNA, 1323 nt
Organism: Annulohypoxylon truncatum
Lineage: Eukaryota; Fungi; Ascomycota; Sordariomycetes; Xylariales; Hypoxylaceae
Exons: 3
Coding region: 1-1323 (440 amino acids)
Source: RefSeq, a predicted model, not a curated record